This is a messenger RNA of Trifolium pratense (red clover), 958 nucleotides long. RefSeq lists its product as uncharacterized. The transcript has 7 exons. The record is from RefSeq and is a predicted model, not a curated record. Lineage: Eukaryota; Viridiplantae; Streptophyta; Magnoliopsida; Fabales; Fabaceae. The coding region runs from base 63 to 644 and encodes 193 amino acids.
ACAGUUAAUAAGAGUAAUCUCAAUUUUAAAAACAUUUUCACAGCAAAUAGAUAUUUGAAACGAUGUCGUUUGGAUCUUCUCUGUUUUCUCCUCCGCCGCACGUCGUUUACCGUAACCGAAACAGAACCUCUCGUUUCAAGGUCACUGCAGCUAACAACGUUCCCGAUUUCCUUUCUGCUGAUUGGUUUGAAUCUCGCAAGAAAAAACCAAUUGGUCCAAGAUUAGAUUUCACUGCAGAAGAUGCUGUUCAUCAUCAACUUGAAGCUUUGAAGUACAAUGAUCAACCUCUUCAAGAUUAUGGAAUUGAAGUCAUGUACAGGUUUGCUGGAUUUGAUCCCUUUGAAAGAUCAACAUAUUUUGGUCCAUUCUUUGAUCUCGGUCAGUUUGAAAGAUUCAGACGUAUUUUUCACCAUUCUUCUUACCGAGUCUUAUUGGGUCACAAAGAAAGAAAGAUCAUGAGCAGUUUGUUUGUGGAGGAGAACAAAUAUAAGCAGCGGAUUUGGGUUCGAGGAAGUCGGCCAGAGGAAGAGGAGAUAUUUCAAUUUACAAUGGUUCAGAGGGUUGGUGGUUGCUGGGAUGGUUAUUGGCUAACUGAGUCUCUGCUUAACGACAGGGAUACAUUUUCUGGUGGGUUAGCAUAUUGAAAAACAUUCAAUGCAGGAAUCAGAUUCAUCAAGCUCCAUUGCCAAAACAUUAAGUGAUAUGCUAUUCUAAUCUGUAAAGUCUGUACAUAUAUAUAUACAGACCCCACAUUUGAGUAUGAAACUAUGCUGUAAUUAUGUGUAAAUGAAUGUAGGCUAUAAUUGGUCCUUGCUGAUCCAAUGUAAAGACUCUUGCACAUUUUACUUAAGUGUUGCAGGAGUUGGCAUGCAUUUGGUGCUUAUACUAAAAUGUGUAUAGCAUACUUGUGUGAGAUAAAAUAGAAUGAAGAGAAUUACUCUUUUAAUUGCAUGUAUUA